Molecule: messenger RNA, 5018 nt
Organism: Grammomys surdaster
Lineage: Eukaryota; Metazoa; Chordata; Mammalia; Rodentia; Muridae
Gene: Gli3
Product: GLI family zinc finger 3
Exons: 15
Coding region: 212-4960 (1582 amino acids)
Biological process (GO): regulation of transcription by RNA polymerase II; smoothened signaling pathway
Cellular component (GO): nucleus
Molecular function (GO): RNA polymerase II cis-regulatory region sequence-specific DNA binding; DNA-binding transcription factor activity, RNA polymerase II-specific
Source: RefSeq, a predicted model, not a curated record
GUGAGGACCCGGGAGGGGCAGAGGCGGUGGAGCGCGUGGCUCCCGGCUGCCCGCGCCAGCCCUGCCCGGCCCGACGCGCGGCCUCAGUGCCGCCCGCAGCGCAGCGCACUGGGAUCCGCGCGCCGAGCGGGACCCCGCCGGGCGCGGCCUGGAAGGAGCGGGAAAGCAAAGGAUUCCUUCGAGAAACAAGCUGAAGUAAUGAGAAGACAUUAUGGAGGCCCAGUCCCACAGCUCUACAACCACUGAGAGGAAGAAAGCUGAAAAUUCCAUUGGGAAAUGUCCAACAAGAACAGAUGUCAGUGAGAAGGCUGUGGCCUCAAGUACCACUUCGAAUGAGGAUGAAAGUCCUGGACAGAUCUAUCACCGAGAGAGAAGAAACGCAAUCACUAUGCAGCCUCAGAGUGUGCAGGGUCUCAGCAAAAUCAGUGAGGAGCCCUCAACAUCUAGUGAUGAGAGGGCCUCAUUGAUCAAGAAAGAGAUCCAUGGAUCUCUCCCACAUCUGGCAGAGCCCUCUCUCCCUUAUCGUGGGACUGUGUUUGCCAUGGAUCCCCGGAAUGGUUACAUGGAGCCUCACUACCACCCUCCUCAUCUUUUCCCUGCUUUCCAUCCUCCUGUACCAAUUGAUGCCAGACAUCAUGAGGGCCGUUACCAUUAUGAUCCAUCUCCUAUUCCUCCAUUACAUGUGCCUUCUGCCUUAUCUAGUAGCCCGACGUAUCCAGACUUGCCCUUCAUUAGGAUCUCGCCACACCGGAACCCCACUGCAGCUUCAGAGUCCCCCUUCAGCCCGCCACACCCCUACAUCAACCCAUAUAUGGACUACAUCCGCUCAUUACACAGCAGCCCGUCCCUCUCCAUGAUCUCAGCUGCCCGAGGGCUGAGCCCUACAGACGCCCCCCAUGCUGGAGUCAGCCCCGCGGAAUACUAUCACCAGAUGGCUCUGCUAACAGGCCAGCGCAGCCCUUAUGCAGACAUCCUUCCCUCGGCUGCCACGGCUGGUGCAGGGGCCAUCCAUAUGGAGUACCUUCAUGCCAUGGACAGCACCAGAUUUCCCAGCCCUAGGCUGUCAGCUAGGCCCAGCCGAAAGCGUACACUGUCGAUAUCACCACUGUCAGAUCAUAGCUUCGACCUUCAGACCAUGAUAAGAACAUCUCCUAACUCCUUGGUCACAAUCCUCAAUAAUUCCCGUAGCAGCUCUUCAGCAAGUGGUUCCUAUGGGCACUUAUCGGCAAGUGCAAUCAGCCCUGCUUUGAGCUUCACCUACCCCUCCGCUCCUGUGUCUCUCCAUAUGCAUCAACAGAUCCUAAGCCGACAGCAAAGUUUAGGCUCUGCAUUUGGACAUAGCCCUCCCCUCAUCCACCCUGCUCCAACAUUUCCAACACAGAGACCUAUCCCUGGGAUUCCGACCGUUCUGAACCCUGUCCAGGUCAGCUCUGGCCCUUCUGAGUCCUCACAGAGCAAGCCCACAAGCGAGUCUGCAGUGAGCAGCACCGGUGACCCUAUGCAUAAUAAGCGUUCCAAGAUCAAACCUGAUGAAGACCUCCCCAGUCCAGGAUCACGGGGGCAGCAGGAACAGCCGGAAGGAACAACCCUAGUCAAGGAGGAAGGGGACAAAGAUGAAAGCAAACAGGAGCCUGAAGUCAUCUACGAGACAAACUGCCACUGGGAAGGCUGCACAAGAGAGUUCGACACCCAGGAUCAACUUGUGCAUCAUAUCAAUAAUGACCACAUUCAUGGAGAAAAGAAAGAGUUUGUAUGCCGCUGGCUUGAUUGUUCAAGAGAGCAGAAACCGUUCAAAGCCCAGUACAUGUUGGUAGUACAUAUGAGAAGACACACUGGGGAGAAGCCUCACAAAUGUACAUUUGAAGGUUGCACAAAAGCCUACUCAAGACUCGAAAACCUGAAAACUCACUUGAGAUCUCACACUGGAGAGAAGCCAUACGUCUGUGAGCAUGAGGGCUGCAACAAGGCUUUCUCUAAUGCUUCAGAUCGGGCCAAGCACCAAAACAGAACACAUUCCAAUGAGAAACCGUAUGUAUGCAAAAUCCCUGGCUGCACCAAGCGUUACACAGACCCCAGUUCUCUCCGGAAACACGUGAAGACUGUGCAUGGCCCUGAGGCUCAUGUUACCAAGAAGCAGCGUGGGGACUUGCAUCCUCGGCCUCCACCCCCGAGAGAUUCUGGCAGCCAUUCACAGUCCAGGUCCCCUGGCCGGCCGACUCAGGGAGCGUUUGGUGAGCAGAAGGAGCUGAGCAACACUACCUCAAAGCGGGAAGAAUGCCUCCAGGUGAAAACUGUCAAGGCUGAAAAGCCCAUGACAUCUCAGCCAAGCCCUGGUGGUCAGUCUUCAUGCAGCAGCCAACAGUCCCCCAUCAGCAACUAUCCCAACAGUGGGCUCGAGCUUCCUCUGACUGAUGGAGGUAGUGUAGCAGACCUCAGUGCCAUCGAUGAAACCCCAAUCAUGGACUCGACCAUUUCCACGGCAACCACAGCCCUUGCUUUGCAAGCCAGGAGAAACCCGGCAGGGACCAAAUGGAUGGAGCACAUCAAACUUGAAAGGCUAAAACAAGUGAAUGGAAUGUUUCCAAGACUAAACCCUAUUCUACCCUCCAAAGCCCCUGCGGUAUCUCCUCUCAUAGGAAAUGGCACACAGUCCAAUACCAGCUAUAGUUCGGGUGGACCCGGGACCCUCCUCCCGAGCAGAAGUGACCUGUCAGGUGUAGACUUCACUGUGCUGAACACACUCAACAGGAGAGACAGCAACACCAGCUCUAUCAGCUCUGCCUACCUGAGCAGCCGCAGAUCCUCGGGCAUCUCCCCCUGCUUUUCCAGCCGCAGGUCCAGCGAGGCGUCACAGGCUGAAGGGCGACCCCAGAACGUGAGUGUGGCCGACUCUUACGAUCCCAUCUCCACAGAUGCUUCAAGGAGGUCCAGUGAGGCCAGCCAGAGUGAUGGGCUGCCCAGUCUUCUCAGCCUCACACCCGUCCAGCAGUACCGCCUUAAGGCCAAGUAUGCUGCUGCCACUGGUGGCCCACCACCCACACCUCUGCCCCACAUGGAAAGACUGAGCCUGAAGACCAGGAUGGCCUUGCUAGGGGAGGGGAGGGACUCAGGGGUUACCCUGCCUCCAGUCCAUCCUCCUCGGAGAUGCAGUGAUGGGGGAGGCCACACAUAUAGCAGGCGUCACCUGCUGCCUCAUGAUGCGCUAGCGAACAGUGUGAGGAGAGCCAGCGACCCUGUGAGGACAGUCUCGGAGAACAUGUCCCUUCCCAGGGUGCAACGCUUCAGCAGCCUCAAUAGCUUUAAUCCUUCAAAUUUGCCUCCAUCAGUGGAAAAGCGUAGCUUAGUGCUGCAAAACUAUACCCGGCAGGAGAGCAGCCAACCCAGGUACUUCCAAGCAUCCCCUUGCCCUCCCAGCAUCACAGAGAAUGUUGCCCUGGAGGCUCUGACCAUGGAUGCUGAUGCUAACUUGAAUGAUGAAGAUUUCCUGCCAGAUGAUGUGGUACAGUAUUUAAAUUCCCAGAACCAAACAGGGUAUGGGCAGCAAUUGCAGAAUGCCAUCUCUGAAGACAGUAAAGUUGCCCGUGAGCCAGAGGACUUGGACUUACCGGGGCUGCCAGACAGUCAUGUUGGCCAGCAGUACUCAGCUCUGGAGCAGCCCUGCUCUGAGGGCAGUAAAACUGAUUUGCCCAUCCAGUGGAAUGAGGUCAGUUCUGGAAGCUCUGAUCUGUCAUCCUCCAAGCUGAAAUGUGGUCAGCGCCCUAGCGUACAGCAGGCUCGAAGCUUUGGGUUAUACAACAAUAUGGUGGUACACCCACAGAAUCUGUGGAAGGUUGGCACUGGUCCAGCUGGGGGAUACCAGACUCUGGGGGAGAACGGCAGUACCUACAGUGGCCCAGAGCACUUUGCAGUUCACAGUGGGGAUGGACUUGGCCCCAAUGAAAAUACUUUCCAUGAACAGCCCUAUAAGACCCAGCAGUAUGGGAGUCAGCUCAACAGGCAGCCACUAACUUCCAGUGCUCUAGACAAUGCCUGUGGUGCUGGGAUUCAAGGGUCCAAGCUGAAAGGCAACAGCUUGCAAGAGAGUGGGGGUUUGCUAGAUUUUGGCCUGUCCAUGGCACCAAAUGAGUUAGCUGGCAACAUGGUGAAUGGCAUACAAACCCAAGAUCAAAUGGGACAGGGAUACAGUGCUCAUCAGCUGCUCAGUGGCAGCAUGCAACACCAGGGGCCCAGCCGCCCUGGUCAACAGGUACUAGGACAGGUUAGUGCUACCUCACAUAUCAACAUCUAUCAAGGGACAGAGAGCUGCCUACCAGGGACUCAGGACAACAGAGGCCAGCCAUCAAGUAUAGCAGUUAUCAGGGGCUACCAGCCCUGUGCCAGCUAUGGGGGUAGCAGGCGUCAGACAAUGCCAAGGGGCAGCCUCACUCUGCAACAAGGACAGCUCAGUGACAUGAGUCAGACCAGCAGGGUGAACAGCAUCAAAAUGGAGGCACAAGGGCAAUCCCAGCAGCCCUGCUCUAAUGUGCAGAAUUAUUCCGGUCAGUUCUAUGACCAAACCCUGGGCUUCAGUCAGCAAGACAGGAAAGCUGGCUCAUUUUCCCUCUCAGAUGCCAACUGCCUGCUCCAGGGGAAUGACACUGAAAACUCUGAGUUACUUUCCCCAGGUGCUAACCAGGUGACAAGCACAGUUGACAGCUUUGAGAGUCAUGACCUAGAAGGCGUGCAGAUUGAUUUUGAUGCCAUCAUAGAUGAUGGGGACCAUACCAGCCUAAUGUCAGGGGCCUUGAGCCCAAGUAUCAUUCAGAACCUUUCCCACAGCUCCUCCCGUCUCACCACACCACGGGCAUCCCUCCCAUUCCCACCCCUGUCCGUGAGCACCACCAACAUGGCUAUUGGGGAUAUGAGUUCUUUGCUGACCUCCCUUGCAGAAGAAAGCAAGUUCCUUGCAGUUAUGCAGUAGGUGGUAGACAAGGAGGACCACAAAUAGGAAAACAUUAGGACUUGAAAGACUGAAAUGA